Molecule: messenger RNA, 1722 nt
Organism: Acytostelium subglobosum LB1
Lineage: Eukaryota; Evosea; Eumycetozoa; Acytosteliales; Acytosteliaceae
Exons: 2
Coding region: 1-1722 (573 amino acids)
Biological process (GO): transmembrane transport
Molecular function (GO): transmembrane transporter activity
Source: RefSeq, a predicted model, not a curated record
AUGGACCCUUAUAACAACGACCAACAAGUCGUUGGUUAUGGAUCGAUCAAUAAUGACCGUGGUGGACAUGGUCCAAACGUAUCGAUCAAUGAUGAUGACACUGGCGCAGAUGAGAAGACACAAUUGAUCAUCAAGGAUGACGUGCAACAACAACAACAGUCCGAGCCAGACAGACCCAUUCACAUGAUCAGUAUGAUCAGUAUAAUGGCGGUGGGAUUCAUCGCCAACAUUGAGUACGGCAUUGUGAUGCCAUCGAUCAAUGGCUUCAUCGAGUCCAAGGACUCGCGAUACAAUCACAUGAACACCACUGGCUCGGACAGCAGCGGCGAAAACACCAGCGACAGCUAUCUCGGAUGGGCCAUCUCUGGCUUCAGUGUCACGCAACUGGUCUUUCUGCCACUCGUCGGUAUAUGGGCUGAUCGCAGGUCGAUCCGCGAAGCCAUCAGUGUGUGCAUCUUGAUUGGAAUCAUUGGCAACGUGGUGUACGCCACUGCCAUCAACCCUGUCAUGAUUGUCAUGGGCCGUGUCAUUGCUGGCAUAGGCAGCGCCAACAUGGCACUGACAACCAGCUAUAUCUCGGCCGUAUCAAGCAAAGAGCAGCGCACCAAAUACAUGGGCAAGAUCAACGGUAUCAACGCCAUCGGCUUGGUGGCCGGACCCGCGUUCAAUCUUCUUCUGGCGCUCUGCAAGUUUGACAUCAAGAUUGGCAAGAUGGAUAUCAAGGUCACACCAUACAACAGUCCAGGCUACAUGCUGGCCUUCCUUCUAACGUGCUGUCUGGUAUCGUUCAUCUGGUUCAAGGAGCCCGAGAGAAUGAAUGUCGAGGAAGACGCCAAGCCCAUCAUGCCAGUCGCCGGCAGCUCCUACUACAACUACAACAAUGCUCCAUCACAGCGAGUCAUCAUCCCCACGAGCAGCAACGACAUCACCAUCCAGACGUCCAUCUCGCAGAUCACCGCGGCCAACCAUCAGCUGUCGUUCAACUACCGCUCGAUCAGCAGGUCGAUGCGCUCGGGCCGCCCAGGCACGGCGAUGAUGUUCAACCAGCCCAAGGAGGACAGCUUCUGGACCAACUUCAAGAAGCUGCUCAACGCGUCGCUGCUGACGUGCUUCGUCAUCAACUUUGUACAGAACCUUGUGUUUGGCGCGCUCGAGACAAUGAUCACUCCCAUCACGCAGUACCAGUACAACUUCACCACGCUGGACAACUCGAUCAUGUACUCGGUGGUGUCGACAGAGAUCAUCGUCUUCAUCUUUGCCACAGUGUUUGCCAGUAACUAUGGCAUCCAGGACAAGUACCUCAUUCUGUUUGGCCAGGUGUUCCUUGGUGCCGGUCUCAUUCAGCUGCUCUUCUUCUUUGGUGUGCCUGCCACUGAAUACGUGCCAAUGUGGCAGUUCUGUCUUGCAGUUGGCAUCACCACCGUUGGUAUCCCAACCCAAAACACCUCCAUCUACUCACUCUACUCCAAACUCCUCAACCGCAUCUUUGGUGAGGAGGCUCAACAAGGCUUCCAAUCUGGUUUCAUGAUGCUGAUGGGCUCUUUGGCCAGAAUCGUUGGACCUCUGUGGGCCUCGUAUGGACUGACAAUGGCCAACCGAUUCCCAUUGUUCAUUGUACUGGUGGCUCUAUGGGUGUUUGAUAUUGGUGUCACUCUUAUCUUCUUCAAGUCACUAACAUUUGUCCAUACGCCAGGACAAAAGGCAGUCAUUGUUGGUCAUUAA